Orbicella faveolata is the source of this 1056-nucleotide messenger RNA. Its product is annotated as adenosine receptor A3-like. The record is from RefSeq and is a predicted model, not a curated record. Gene Ontology annotation, biological process: G protein-coupled receptor signaling pathway. Gene Ontology annotation, molecular function: G protein-coupled receptor activity. Lineage: Eukaryota; Metazoa; Cnidaria; Anthozoa; Scleractinia; Merulinidae. Gene Ontology annotation, cellular component: membrane.
AUGAACGCUGACAACUUAAAAACUCUGCCAACAUCGUUUGAAGACAUCAAUUCAAGCCUAGAGUAUAUUUAUAACUCCUUUAUCACUCUAUCGAGUUUAAAUGUUUUCUUAGCCAUCACUGCGACUCUAGGAAAUACUUUGAUUUUCCUCGUUCUUGGAAAGAACUGUGGUCUUCAUGCACCGUCGAGGCUAUUAAUCCGCUCUCUGGCGUUUACAGACCUCUUUGUUGGUCUCAUUUCUCAGCCAUUAGCUGCUCUUCACGCCAUUUCUAUUCUGACUAAACAUUUGGCGAUAUUUCGAUUCACGUUGUUAUCGAGUUAUAGCACAAGUGCAAUUUUAAGCGGAGUGUCUCUCUUCACUCUAACCUUCCUAAGCAUCGAUAGAUUGCUAGCUCUGUCGCUUGGAGUACGAUACAGAGAAACAGUGACCAUUGGGCGAGUCCGCGCUUCUGUGAUUUUUGGUUGGGUGUUCAAUAUCACGAACGGAUUGCUAAGCUUUCUGCCGGAAAAUAGAUUUGUCUUCAACAUUGUUUGUGUGGCGAGCAUUUCUCUUUGCGUGGUAAUAUCGUCCAUAUGUUACAUCAAAAUCUACUAUAUUCUCCAUCAACAACAAAGUAAAGUUCACGCCAGUUCUUCUCAUGCACAACCAAAUGAAAGCUCUCCGCUGCACUUCGAACGAUACAAGAAAACAGUUUCAAGUGCGCUGUGGGUUUACUUCACAUUGUUAGCGUGUUAUCUACCGUUUGGUGUAGUUUCGGGGCUGAAGGCCAUAACUGGAGACACUCUCCCAGUCGCCGAGGGAUUCACUGCGACUUUAAUCUUCUUCAAUUCAUCGGUGAACCCUGUUCUUUAUUGUUGGCGAAUCAGGGAAGUGAGAAAAGCUGUGAAAGAAACCAUCAGGCAAUACUGUGGUUUUUCAAGUGGAGCCCGGAGUGAUAGAGUGGUAAAAGUUAAGAAACGCAAAGUUAAUCUUGACAGCCUUGUAACUGAUGUCGCAAGGCAAUAUGCUGGCGAUCGAAACGUCGACACUCCAAGUUCAUGGACGAAAGGGGACUAA